CCUAGUGCUGAAUGGCCACAAGUCUGAACCACAGCAGCAUUAAUGAGUAUAACUGCAAAGUGAGCUACAAGUUGACUGGUACGACUGGGCGAUCGCACUCGAUGGAGGUGAAAGGCCGGCUGAUUACUGCCAUGGGUCUUCCAGCUCCAGAGCCUCAGAGCUGUCGGGAUAGCAAGCAGCAGGCGGCUCGUCUCCUGGAGCUGCAGGAGAGAAAGCGGAGCCUUCAGUCUUUGCUGGAGAGUCGGCUGGCGGAGCUCAGACGGGUUUGCCUGCUGGAAGCGGAAAUGACUGGAGAGCUUCCCAGUGAGUUCCCCUUGGAGGCCGGAGAAAGACCCCCCCUUGUGCGGACAAUAAUGGGAAAAGCUCACUCUGUUGCCAUGCAGAAUUCUAAGGAAGAGGAGGAGGUCAGUCAGAGGAUGCCGAAGAAAGGACUUUUCAGUGGCGCCCUCCUCAGGCAAAAAGAGCCGGAGCAACACCACUCACACAGCAAGAGGAUGGUCCACCGUGGCUGUCACACAGAUGAAGUGGUGAAGACAGAGAGCACCCCUGUUUUGAACACCAUGGGCCAGGACAACGGGGAAUCCUCCCCAAGCAGCACCCAGAACCACCUCUCCCCCUCUCGCCCCCGCCCAGCCCAGGGGAGCCCCGACAAGCGGCUCGGUAGGAAGCCGUCCCCCGUGGAGAUCUACUAUGAAAUGAGAAACCGGCGCAGUUCGGUGGCCAGCUCAGCCAGUCCGAGUCACUCCCUUCCGCGAAGUACGUCCAACAUGGAGGGCCGGAGCGUCCCAGCCACGCCGCUGCUGUCACGGACCGCGAUAACCGGCAUCCACUGGAGGUCUGAAGUGCUCGGUGGACCUACAGCAGAGCAGAGUUCAGACAGCUUUGAUUUCCCACAGCUGGUGCCACUGCAGGACGGGUCCUCGCCAGGUUCCUUUGACCGUGGUGGAUGCCCUGGUUCCGGCACACAGGCACGCCGCAGCAACAGCUCAGAGGCCCUGCUGGACCGGUCAGCCUUUCCUGAGGAUGGUGGACGUCGCACCGGAAUGCCCCCCAGAGGCGGGCCGUACAAGAGUUCCGAGACACUGACGGAUGGACGGCUGCGCUACGUGCUCCGAGGAAGCCCUGAAAGACACCCUGGCGAGCCUCCUGGGGAGCAGGGCAGGAUGCGCUCAUCGGUAGGAGGCCGUGCAGGCGGAGGGGGUUACAAUGCGGUCCUCAUGGACUACAUCUGGGGCAAACAGCAGAAGAUACAAGUGCAUCAAUAUCCGCUGUGGCAGCACCCGUCCACGACUGGUGGGAACAGCAAAAUCCAGACCGAGGGGCAUCCCUCUCCAAUCUCAUCUGCCACCAUAUUGACCCAGUUUCCUGAUCCACCCCCCUCUCAGAGUCCCACUGGACCCCCUGCUCACAGUCCACUGAUGCUCCGGAGCAAGCUGGGUGAGUUUCGCAGGGUCACAGUGACCCGGACCAAAUCCUGUGGACCAUUCUUCCCUCCGCAGCCACUGGGGGCUAUUUUGCUCCCUGGGCAUCCUGAGCCCCCCCAUGGCACAGCCGUCUCAGCCAGCUCCUCAGCGGCCACCCUGUACCCCUACCAGCCCGAGCAGACUGCUGCCCCGCUGGCUUGCCGACCCUCUCACUUUCCGAACCCGGGCCCGGAGGACUCAGCACGCAACCUGCACAAGGCCCUGGCUUUGGAAGGCCUCAGGGACUGGUACCUGAGGAAUGCUCUGGGCUACGCAGCACCAUCCUCUAAGGAGCCAGAGGCUGGUCUUCACCGUCGCCCUCAUCACCCCCUGCACAGCUCACACCCCCACCCCCUGACACACCAGCCCCAGUCCGUCCAGGGCGACCAUCCUUACCUUCACUUCCACACCCCACAGAUGACACUGUCAGCGAGCUUCCACGGUCACCCGCUGCACAGCAGUAGGUCUAUGGAGCUCUCUCUCUACCACGACCUGGCUGUGAAAGACUCGAGCGCUGACUCGCCUGCUCCAGGGACCUUGGUCUGAUAAAUGUAAACACACACACACACUCAGAAACCCAUACGCUUACACACAAACAAAUACACGGACACUGGGCCAGCAAGACAUUGAUAGGUUCUUGAACUGCAACGUAGAUUAAUGGAGAUUUGUAUGAUAGCAUAGUAGUUUCCUAAAAGUGAAUUAAAAAUAGACUAAAAUCAUGCUAAAUCAGUUAUUUUGGACUGGUGCUUCAAAGGUAUUGGUAUACAUCAAACAGUUAUCUUCUCACGUGCUUUUAUUAAAAACUGAUGUCCUGUGAUGACAAAACAACUAAAGCUGAAAUUUCUCAGACUUUUACCACGCAACACUGUAGAUGAGGAACUUCUGAAAGGAGUCUGUCAUUGGCCAGAACAACUGGUCAACUUGACCAUCGCAGCAUACUCUGUAGUUACAAAAUUUACCAGAUCAGUGUAAAAAACAAGUCUGUUUGCUCAGUGUGUCACAGCAUAUACGGUAACCUUUGCACCAGUUCUGUGUAAAUAUGUAUCCCAUGUAAUUAUAAGAAAAUGGUGUAGAGUUUAAUAAAGUCGGGCUUCUCAGGGUUUGAUCCAUGUUGAAUUUACUGGCUUUGUUCAUGUCCUGAGCCACAAUUGACAAAUUUAUAUUGGAGGCACCUAAUCCUCCUUAAAGUAAAGAAGAGCAAUACUGAUCUCAAUUUCUCUCCCCUCACUGAGUUAGGAAUUGUUUACAUAUGAUUUAUUCUGGUGGUUGUUGUAGAAAUGCAAUUCUUUCUGCAGUGUGAUGAAAUUCAACAAAACUAAUGGUACAAAAUGCCUGCAACUGAGAAUAGAUGUACAAAUAUAUACAGAUGGUCCCUGCUAUAUGGUGCCCACCUGUACUUUGUACCGCAGGUAUGUCACUCCUCAGUUGUGGCCAUUUCUCACUUUAAAACCUUUAACUCCACAGAUGUCCCUAGACCCACAAGAGCACACAC
Scleropages formosus (Asian bonytongue) is the source of this 2955-nucleotide messenger RNA. It is a transcript of the gene ccdc120b, whose product is annotated as coiled-coil domain containing 120b. The transcript is spliced from 10 exons. NCBI's taxonomy places the organism in Eukaryota, Metazoa, Chordata, Actinopteri, Osteoglossiformes, Osteoglossidae. The record is from RefSeq and is a predicted model, not a curated record. The coding region runs from base 12 to 2009 and encodes 665 amino acids.